UGAACUCUGUCUGGCGCAGGAGGAGAGAAGAGAGGUACUGUAGUGCUGCUGUAGUCAGCAGCUAGGCAAGCAUGGAACGACGUUCGCGAGGAGCGUCGGCGAUGGAGGAGUAUCUCGAAAGGCCUCCCGACAUCAACCUUUGGCCCCAGGGCAGGCAAGAGUGCCACCGCUGCGGGAAGAGGGUUAGGCUCUACUGCCCUGAUUGCCUCAUCCUCGUGGGCACGCCGGAUGGGGUGGAGACUCCAACAGAGCUACGGCUACCGCUUCAGGUGGAUGUCGUCGUGACAGCUGAGGAGAGGAGACGCUCUUCCGGCGUGCACGUUGCCGUCAUGGCCCCCCAGUCCGUUCGAGUCGUCUCCUUCGAGGGAUCUGGCGGCGAUGACCUCUCGAGCUGCAGCUACCGACCGGAGAGCGACUUCGUCGUGUUCCCGAGCGCGGCGUCGGUCUGUUGGUCCGAGCUAUCGGAGGAAGAUCUCGCGCGGGUGCGUCGGGUAAUCCUCAUCGACAGCAGGUGGGUCAACACGGGUGCCGUAGUCGGCCACCCCAAGCUCAAAGGACUCCGCCACGUUCGCAUCCGCGAACCCCCCGCCGUGAGCCAGUUUUGGCGGUGGCACACAGAAGGGGAGGGCCACAUAUGCACCGCAGAAGCGACGUACCUCGUGCUGAAGGACUUCGAGGAGGCGACGGGAUUGGUUACUCGGGGUGGUCGGCUCGAGGACAUCCUCUUCCUCUUUGCCCUCAUGGGCUCGAGGAUCAAGGCUGCCUACGAGUCCGAUCCAUCUAAGUUGGGGAAGAGCUGCCCUUCAUCGGAAGAGGCCAAGCAGCGCCGACGAGUUCGACUUGUUCAGCUAGAUCGCCUCGUCAAGGCCAAGUACAAGGGGCUGGACGCGUUGAGGGAGAGGGACGGGGACGAGGCCGCGAUUGAAGAGUUCUUCCGAAGACGUCGCGGGGAAAGUGUUUACGACGCCGCUUCCACGACCAGCGCUUCCCUCGCACAACAGCCAGUCGGGGACUGUACUGAGCAGGGCGAGGUUGCUGAGCUGAGAGAGCCGUCGACUACAACUGAGGAAAACCGCAGCGGCGAGAACAGCAGCGACCGCAUCUUGUAG
This is a messenger RNA of Ectocarpus siliculosus, 1109 nucleotides long. The record is from the annotation of a GenBank genome assembly. Lineage: Eukaryota; Phaeophyceae; Ectocarpales; Ectocarpaceae.